AAACGCACAGCGGUAUUGAUGAGUAGAUCCUUGGAUUCAGAGGGUGGCUGAAGCGAACCAUGCCUGCUUCCCUGGUUUGUUCCGGAAAGCUGUGACCCGCUCAUGCCGGAAGAUGGCACAUGGGAUUGCUUCCCAAGGCAAGGUUACCAUCACGGUGGAUGAGUACAGCUCCAACCCCACCCAGGCCUUCACGCACUACAACAUCAACCAGAGCCGCUUCCAGCCGCCCCAUGUACAUAUGGUCGACCCCAUCCCAUAUGACACUCCAAAACCAGCGGGCCACACGCGAUUUGUCUGCAUCUCAGACACACACUCCAGAACAGAUGGUAUCCAGAUGCCUUACGGGGACAUCCUUCUCCACACAGGCGAUUUCACCGAGCUGGGACUGCCCUCAGAGGUUAAGAAGUUUAAUGACUGGUUAGGAAACCUGCCGUAUGAAUAUAAAAUAGUGAUUGCUGGGAAUCACGAACUGACAUUUGAUAAGGAGUUCAUGGCAGACCUUGUUAAACAGGACUACUACCGUUUCCCCUCUGUGUCCAAAUUGAAACCCGAGGACUUUGACAAUGUUCAGUCCCUCCUGACAAACAGUAUUUACUUGCAAGAUUCGGAGGUCACAGUGAAGGGAUUCAGGAUAUACGGUGCACCUUGGACCCCGUGGUUUAAUGGAUGGGGCUUUAACCUUCCCCGUGGCCAGUCCCUGCUGGACAAGUGGAACCUGGUCCCCGAGGGCAUCGACAUCCUCAUGACACACGGACCUCCUCUUGGUUUUCGAGACUGGGUGCCCAAGGAGCUGCAGAGGGUGGGCUGCGUGGAGCUCCUGAACACCGUGCAAAGGAGGGUCCGGCCCAAGCUGCACGUGUUUGGUGGGAUUCAUGAAGGUUAUGGCAUCAUGACCGACGGCUACACAACGUACAUCAACGCCUCCACUUGUACAGUCAGCUUCCAGCCGACCAACCCACCCAUCAUCUUCGACCUUCCCAACCCACAGGGCUCCUGAGCCUCUGAUGCCAGAUGCGAAUGUGGGGAAAGCUCUACAAACUGCCGUUUUUCUCCUUAUAAACUUAAUUCUCUCACUUGUUUAUUUCCAAAUCCUGUGAGUUCUUUUUGUAAGUUGUUGGAACAAACAAACAAACAAAGAGAUGCUAGAGGUUGUGCUUCUUUCUCCUCUUUCUUUUUCUUUUUUAAUGGGGAUCCAUUUGAAACCAGAGUAGCAUUGUAAAUUUGUAAGACGACUUCUGUUUCCUCAAAGGCCAUGCCAUUGUAAAUGGUUAGUGUUCGCCAAAGGACAGCCAAGCUUUCUUUUAAAAAGGUGAUAAAAGUCUUAUUUUAAUAUGCUUUAAGCUGGAAGAAAAAGGAAAAAAAAAAGGAACAGGUAGGCAGUGUUUUAAAAAACCACACAGAUUUGCACAACUGUUAAGAGUAUUGUUUGAAGUAUUUUAUUUUUUAAUGUGUUGUUAUUGUUAUUGUUGUUGUCGUUUUCCUGGUGAAACUUCCUUUUUGCAGUUACGGCUCCGGUUUAGGGCAACCUUCACAGUAGAAGUAGGCACGGGAAGCCUUCUCCCACACCUUGGCUCUGCGAAAGACUGUGUCACCCCAAGACCACAGCCUGUGUGCGCCCAGGAUGGAGAGGCUAUUGAAGUCCGCAUGGUGGUUACACAAGGUCUCCUUGUCUGUUUGUUGCUUUUAAAUUAUUUUAGCUUUAAAAAUACGGAAACGGAAUCUGUCAAGAGCAAGUAUUUCAUGCAGUGUCUAAAAAAUGAGCGUGCAGACUCCUGUCCAACAUGGGUGUAUAUAUAUAAGUAUUUUUUGUGUAUUAUGACUACGUUAGGAGUUUAAUAUUGCCAAGAGCAGGACAGAGGGAUGCUGGGUACAACUGCGUCAAAGUCCCGAAGAACUGCUAUGUCUCCUCUGCGCUCGAGGUCUGAAAGAGCUCGAGUCAAACCUAGGUACAGUGACAAGCGUGUACAGACGUAAAUGGAUGCAACGGAAGCUACCGGAAAUAAGGCUUAGUUGUCCUUUCUAUUUAAAUCCCCCAACUUGUCCUCUGACCUCCCUCCCCUCCCAUUUGCACUGUGUGUCGAUGCAAUCUCCGCUAGCACAAAAUAUUGUCGCUAAUAGUCAUUUCUGUUUUCCCAUUGUAAAUGUUGUUUGGGCUUUAUUCUAUUUUAUGUUAUCUUGAAAUUUAGGAAAGCAGUUGUUUCUCUAAAUUUAUUGUGAUAUUCUAUAUCUAGCGGCCUUUAUAUGCAAAUAAAAUUGCAAGAUUUUUAAAUCUG
This is a messenger RNA of Chinchilla lanigera (long-tailed chinchilla), 2273 nucleotides long. It is a transcript of the gene Mpped2, whose product is annotated as metallophosphoesterase domain containing 2. Lineage: Eukaryota; Metazoa; Chordata; Mammalia; Rodentia; Chinchillidae. Gene Ontology annotation, molecular function: hydrolase activity. The record is from RefSeq and is a predicted model, not a curated record.